AGACAAGGGGAGCAGCCUGCAGUCUCUUCUCCUAGUUGCAACUUUUGUGUGGAGUGUGUGCGCCUGGCUGUCACACUUGCAAACUCCUGCUUGGGGGAAGAGGAUCUAGCUGGACGUUUUGGUGGCAGAUUUUGGAUGAUUUGGAAAGGGAUCUGGGGAUCUGGGACAAUCAAGGUAAUAUUGUGACAUAGGAUCACUUUCAUUGCAUAGAGGGAUGCGGUCAGGUCAGUCUGUAGGGCUGCAGGGGAUCUGAUUUGGGAAACUUGGAAAGCUGUCUUGAUGGGGACAUUUGUUUCUGAUGUUCCUAAUUCUUUAUUUAUAGAAUAGAGAGAGCAAUUAGGAUCCCCUUAUUACUUCUUGUAUGUUUGGUAUAUAUAGUAAUUGCUGUGCAUUGCUAGUCCUUCAGGUAUUGGGCAAUCGGAAAGUAUUAUACCACUGGGGUGUUUAUCUGUAAGGGGGGAUAGCUUUAUGAUUUUAUUGGCUCCUAUAGAAUCUAUAGGUGUCAGGUUUUCUAUAUAGAAGGUUAGUAGAGGUGUCGGGUAUUGGGCAAUUAGAAGGUAUAACACUGGGGUCUAUAUCUAUAGAUAGCUGUAUGAUUGUAUUGGCUCCUAUAGAAUCUAUAGGUGUCAGGUUGUUGGGCAGUCAGAAAGUACUGGGUGUAUAUCUAUAGGGAGGGGAUAGCUGUAUGACUUUGUUGGUCAGGUUUUGGACAUAGUGGUCAGGUUGGUGUAGGUGCCUAUAGGUGCAUUUGGACAUAGUGGUCAGGUUGGUGUAGGUGCCUAUAGGUGCAUUUGGACAUAUAGAAUCUAGUGGUCAGGUUGGUGCCUAUAGGUGAAUGAGGGUGUAGCUACACAUUGGGAUUGAGGAUUACCCAUCUAUAAAGUACUGCGGGGACAAAGAUGGAGUUAAGCGGGGCCCCUUCUGUAUCCCAGGUCCCCCAGACUGCCACUUCCACUUCUCUGCCUGUCACCAUGACCGGAACGUUGCUCCGGGGCCCACAACUGCUCCUGCGGGCUACCGAGAAAUACCCCCGCACCCCGAAGUGCGCCCGGUGCAGGAAUCACGGGGUGGUGUCGGCUCUCAAGGGCCACAAGCGCUACUGUCGCUGGAAAGACUGCAUGUGCGCCAAGUGCACGCUGAUCGCGGAGCGCCAGAGGGUCAUGGCCGCGCAAGUUGCGCUCCGGCGGCAGCAGGCUCAGGAGGAGAACGAAGCCCGGGAGCUGCAGCUGCUCUAUGGAACCGCCGAGGGGUUAGCGCUGGCCGCGGCCAAUGGGAUCAUCCCACCCAGGCCCGCCUAUGAGGUCUACACUUCGGUGUGCCAGGAAGGAGGCUCAGAUCUAUUUCAGUAUCGUGGAAAUAUUAACAAAAAUAUACAAUUACUUUUAGAAACCAAGAUCCAGAAGUUUGACCUUUUCCCCAAGGGACUCAUCCCCAGGUCAAUCACCCCUCAACAGCUGCCCCCCGGGGUCAAACCGGUGACCCCUGACAGUGAAUCGGUGACUGGAAGCACCCAAGGGGCCUCAUCCCCUGAAGUCAGACAUGGUUCUGGAUCAGAAAACGGGGACGGUGAGUCCUUCCUCAGCUCCCCCAUGUCCAAAACCCUAAAAGAAGGAGAGGACAGCCCUGGCUCCAUUAGCCCACUGGGCUCUGAUUCUGGUUCUGAUGGCGAGAAGGACGAGCAGGACCCCAGUUCUUCCUCCUCAUCCAGGCAGAGGACCCCCAUAGACAUCCUGACCAGGGUCUUCCCCACUCAGAAGAGAAGCGUUCUGGAGCUGGUUCUACAAGGCUGUGGGGGAGAUGUGGUCCAGGCCAUCGAGCAGAUCCUCAACAACCGGGGUCAGGAGAAGGGCGAGGACACUUGGUCUAGAGAAGCGGCUCUUCAAAGUCUCCAGCCUUCAGUGUCCACCAGCCACCGACCACUCAUAGCUGGAGCCAUCACCCCAGCCAUCGGGACCCUAGGGAGCAGGUCCGCCUUUUCCCCUCUGCAGCCCAAUGGUGCCCACUUUGGGACAGACACCAACACCUACCAGCUAGGUGGGCACCUCGGACUCAACCCAUUAAGAUUGGCCUAUUCUGCCCACAGCAGAGGACUUGCCUUCAUGGCUCCUUACUCAACAGCUGGCUUCAUGCCCACCCUUGGCUUCCGCCCACCUAUGGACUAUGCCUUUAGUGACCUGAUGAGGGACCGGGCAAAUGUGCACAAGGACCAGGUUUACACAAACGGUCUGUAUGGGUCUGUAGUCAAUAACACCACCGAGAAACAAUGAACUGAGCUCAGCCUGAGGACUUUGGUUGGGUAGAGCACCCUGAGACUCUGAAGGUCCCCUAAGUCCUGGUGACUAGUGCCUGGUGUCAAUGACCUCAUAGGGACU
Messenger RNA from Rana temporaria (common frog), 2372 nucleotides. RefSeq names its product DMRT like family A2 (gene DMRTA2). Lineage: Eukaryota; Metazoa; Chordata; Amphibia; Anura; Ranidae. The transcript is spliced from 3 exons. Bases 900 to 2267 code for a protein of 455 amino acids. The record is from RefSeq and is a predicted model, not a curated record. Gene Ontology annotation, cellular component: nucleus. Gene Ontology annotation, molecular function: protein binding; DNA-binding transcription factor activity, RNA polymerase II-specific; RNA polymerase II cis-regulatory region sequence-specific DNA binding. Gene Ontology annotation, biological process: germ cell development; sex differentiation; regulation of transcription by RNA polymerase II.